AUGACCAUGGACAUGCACGUGCAGCACCGCGGCGGUCUGCGGGUCGAGGCGGCCUCGGCCAGCACCAAGACCACCACGUCGUCGCCGGUGUCCUCGGAGGCGUCCGCCUCGUCCGGGCGCACCGGGUCGCCGAGCCGCAGCCCCGCCUCGUCGCCGUCCCUGCCCAUCCUCCACAACAACAACAAUAACAACAAGUCCCCGCCGCCGCCGCACCAGACGUCCAACAAGAUGUCCAUCAAGAGGAGUUUCGACGUGGCUUUCCUGAUGGCCCCCGACGACCUGAGCACCAUCAAGAAGCGCCACCAGGAGCAGGAGCAGCAGCUGCGCCUCGUGACCACGGCCUCGCUCAUGAUGAGGUCGGCGAUGACGCCCUUGAACGUGGCCAUCACGCCGCCGCAGCCCGCCGAGCACCAGCAGCACCGCAUCCUGCAGCAGCACCCGCCCAGCCUGAUGGUCAUGGGCCACGGCCUCCACGACGACCAGGCGCGCUCCGCCUUCACCAAAGUGUCCUCGUCGUCCUCGCUGGGCCCGCUGUCCGGGCCGCUCUCCGGCCCGGGGCUGCUGCUCAUGCAGAACCCUCCCCUGCCGACGUCGCCGUCGUCCGUCUCGUCCGUCUCGGCGGGCGGGCUGUCCCCCGCGUACCAGAACAGCCUCAGCCCCUCGCCAGGCCCCCGGCCCGCGUCCUCGGCCGCCUCCACGCCCACGCCCACCUCGCUGGGGGCGGUGCCCGGGGCCGGCUCCCCGCUCCUGGCCGCCGCCGUGUCCGCCUCCCUGAUGCCGCCCACGUUCGCCGCGCUGUCGCUGCCCGCGCAGAACGUGUGCGCCAAGUGCAACGUCAGCUUCAGGAUGACGUCGGACCUGGUGUACCACAUGCGCGCGCACCACAAGAGCGACCACGCCGUCAACGACCCCGGGCGGCGGCGACGCGAGCAGGACAAGCUCAAGUGCCCCGUGUGCGCGGAGAGCUUCCGGGAGCGUCACCACCUCACUAGGCACAUGACGGCCCACCAGGACAAGGAGGGCGACGCCAGUGAGGAGGUGGAGCAGCAGGUGGACCUGGGAAAAUUUCCUAAUGCUUCUAAAGAACACAAGAUAAAGGCCUUUAAGCAUCGGUAG
This is a messenger RNA of Thrips palmi, 1116 nucleotides long. Its product is annotated as endochitinase A. The record is from RefSeq and is a predicted model, not a curated record. Gene Ontology annotation, biological process: regulation of DNA-templated transcription. Gene Ontology annotation, cellular component: nucleus. The transcript has 4 exons. NCBI's taxonomy places the organism in Eukaryota, Metazoa, Arthropoda, Insecta, Thysanoptera, Thripidae. Bases 1 to 1116 code for a protein of 371 amino acids.